Messenger RNA from Daldinia childiae, 1017 nucleotides. Its product is annotated as Zinc-binding alcohol dehydrogenase domain-containing protein cipB. Bases 1 to 1017 code for a protein of 338 amino acids. The record is from RefSeq and is a predicted model, not a curated record. Gene Ontology annotation, molecular function: oxidoreductase activity, acting on NAD(P)H. NCBI's taxonomy places the organism in Eukaryota, Fungi, Ascomycota, Sordariomycetes, Xylariales, Hypoxylaceae. The transcript has a single exon.
AUGGCUCCUAUUAACAAAGCCGCCCUACUCAGUGAGCCCAAGGCUCAUCCCCUCAAGGUCGAGUCCAUACCAUGCCCAACUGCUGGGGAUGGAGAGAUCAUUGUCAAGGUUGCUGCCACCGCCAUCAACCCUAUGGACUGGUACAUCCAGAUUAUGGGAGAGCAGCUGUUCUCUUGGCUCCAAUAUCCCUACGUUGGAGGGAGUGACGUCGCUGGAACAGUAGUCGAAGUUGGCCCUAACGUCGACAAGUUCAAGAUCGGCGAUCGCGUACUUGGUCUUGCAGCCGGUUUCGAUGCUCGAUCCGGUGGCUUCCAGAACUAUGUCGCCCUCGAAGCAAAUAUCGUCGCCCCUAUCCCGGCUGACUUGGACUUCACCGAAGCUUCUGUACUUCCCCUAGGGCUAUCUACAGCGGCCUGUGGUCUUUACCAAAAGGACUUCCUCGCAUUAGACUACCCAAGCGUCGACCCGAAACCCAACGGCAAGACGUUACUGAUCUGGGCCGGCGCCUCAAGCGUUGGCACAAACGCCAUCCAACUUGCCGUGGCAUCUGGUUAUGAGGUGUACACAACUUCCUCACCUAAGAAUUUCGAUUACUGCAAGGGGCUUGGUGCUGCACGUGUAUUUGACUACAAUAGUCCGACCAUCACACAGGAUUUGAUUGAAGCGUUCCAAGGCAAAACAAGUGCAGGCGCAUUUGCUAUUCAAAUAGACUCGAAGAAAAUCGUAUUCGAAGUGAUCAGCAAAGUUCAGGGCACCAAGUUCGUAGCUUGUGCCAUGGAGCCUACUGAUGUCCCCGAGGGAGUUCAGGCCAAGAUGAUCUUCGCUGGCACGCUCAAGGAGAACGAAGUCGGGUCUAUCAUCUACGACCAGUAUCUCCCGGUCGCUUUAGCCCAGAAGAAGUUUCGGUGUUUACCUAAACCGUUGGUAUUUGGCCAUGGUUUGGAAAAUAUUCAAGCUGCGAUUGAUCUGGGGAAGUCUGGUACUGUCUCGGCUAGGAAGAUUGUUGUCAUACUAUAA